AUGCACCAACACAAGUGUUCACCAGUGAACCAGCAAGCAAUGUUGACCCAGAUGUACCAACACAAGUGUUCACCAGUGAACCAGCAAGCAAUGUUGACCCAGAUGUACCAACACAAGUAUUCACCAGUGAUGCACCAAGUGACACUGAGAUUGAUGCACCAACACAAGUGUUCACCAGUGAACCAGCAAGCAAUGUUGACCCAGAUGUACCAACACAAGUAUUCACCAGUGAACCAGCAAGCAUUGUUGACCCAGAUGUACCAACACAAGUGUUCACCAGUGAUGCACCAAGUGACACUGAGAUUGAUGCACCAACACAAGUGUUCACCAGUGAACCAGCAAGCAAUGCUGACCCAGAUGCACCAACACAAGUGUUCACCAGUGAUGCACCAAGUGACACUGACGUUGAUGCACCAACACAAGUGUUUUCUUAUAAGGCUUCAGGCUAUGUUAAGGAUAAACUUCAAUCUGAAACUUGUCCAUUAUCUGCUGAUAGUGUCUCAAAUACAGAUGAUCCUCCAAGUUCUCCAAUCAUUCUGAGUGAUAUGGAUGAUGCUGACAUCCCCUCCACCCAGCCUUACUCAGACCUCUGUGCUGAUGCCCCAAGGCCCAGUAGUAGCAUUAUAGAGGCAUGGGGACACUUAGAGUCAACUGCCUGUCUGAGCACCAACAAAAUUUCUUUGGCUGACCCAGGCGAGGGAAAGUGUCAUGAAAAUGAUGCAGCCUCUGAUGCAUCUGAAAGCUUAUUUAAUGAAGAAGAUGAGGCAGAUUCUAUUCAUGGUAAAGAUAUGGGAAACGAUCAUAAGCUAAGAGAGGAAAACUAUCACUCGGAUGACAGCUCUGACCUUGAAGACACACCCACAGAGGCUGUGGUCUUGAGGAGUCGUAAAACUGGUGGGAAAGCAGCACCAUCACAGUCACUUCAGACCAAAGAUCCUGCUGGAGAUGGUCAUUUAAAGACACCAUUUAAACAAAAAAGAAGAAAGUCUGGUUUGCUUAGUGAGAGUGAGUCAGAGGAAGGCUCUUGCAAUCUAUCACUCAGGUUGUUCGAUCUGCCUUCUGAUACCGAGUUUCAAGAACGUAUAACAUCUACCAAACUCAGUUCUCGGGGCAGCAAGGAGAGUAGUGAAGACAUCCUUGUAGUAACACCACACAAAGAAAAAGCUGAAAGUGUUGAAACUCAGGUUUCAGAGCAGACAACAUCUAAGUCUAGUUCUCAAGACAGCAAGGAGAGUAGUAAAGACAUCCUUGCAAUAACACCACAUAAAGAAAGAGCAAAGCACCACGAGGGGAUGAGUGACGAUGAGUCUGAGGAGAAUGUCACCAGGAGGACAUCUGCUAGACUUUGUUCUCCUCGAGGCAUCCCUUCACAAAAUAGAAGAGGCAGAAGAGUUUCUCGCUCCACUGCUGCUGUCUCUGUCUCAUCCCCUUCUGCCUCAGUGUCUAGCCCUCACACCACACUUAUUUCUGCUCAAGCCUGUAAUCCUUCCAUAACUCCAACCUCACAUUCCCCUCUUAAGCCCUUGUCCCCAACUACCACCUCUAACACUAGCACUUUGACUUCUACUCCCACCCCAACCCACACUCAGGACUCUCUUCCAUGCAUUGCUCCUGUUCCUAACACCAGGAGGCCGGGAAGGAAAAUUAAAAGUGUAAGAGAGACAACCUCAACCUCCACCCCUGUUACUGAUUCAGCCAUAGUUUCCAUUCGCACCAGAAGGUAUGGCAAAAGGAGCAUAAAUAAAGAUGAUCCUGCUAGCACUACCAAUAACAACAAAAAAUGUAGUACUGCUGAAGUCAUCACUACAGUUUCCAUCACCACUGCCAAAUCUACCACCACUGUAAUCCCUGCCACAGCUAUGGCCACUGCUACUGCCACUACCACAUCCAUAACUGUUGAUACCACAUCAUCACCAACACAUAAAAGGAAAACUAGACAAAGGACUCAACCUCAAAGAGUCACCUCUCAGUCAAAACUGGAUGUGAAAGAUCCAGAGGCAGAAUCAGUAGUUGCUGACAGUGCUCAGCCUCAGCCAUCCAUAGCUGCUAUUACUGACACAAGUAUCACGCUUCCCACUACAAGGCGCAGGAGAGGAAGGCCAUCAACCAAACCACCUGUGAUGAAAAUAAAAGUUGAGGUACCUAGUGAGGAUGAGCCUAUACAGAUGACCACCCCUAUCACAAUCAAACAAGAGAAAGAAGAAGUAGAAGCUCUUGCAUGCCCCCAAAUUCCUAUCAAAGAGGAGCCUGAUGAUGACUUUUCUGAGGAAGAGAGCAACCGUUCCAGAAGAACACGACGCAAACCUGCAAGGUAUUCUCCUGAGAGAUUAAAUUUAAGGUCUAAGAAAGGUCUACCCUCUUCAGAACCCAUGGAAAGAGUGCUGAGGGAAAACACCCAAGGAGCAGGAACAUCUAAAACACGGGGAGGCAAAAGGGGUUCUUGCAAUGCCCCAGGACAGCAGCGGCGUUCCCAAAGGGUCCAACUUACCACACAACCAGAAGAGCAGGAAGAGGUAGGCAUACCUGUUGGUACCCUCAAGAAAUUAACUUUGAAAGUGAAGGUAAAGGAGGAGCCAGAGGUUUCUGAAGAAGAACCUUCAGAGUCUCUUGCUCCACUUUGUCUUGCGUUGCCUGAGACUGAUGCACCUCCCAAGAAAAGUAGUCGAUCAAGACCCUCCACAAGCAGGUCUGCCCAACAAGCACCUUCCAUAUCUACCAAGAAGAUCAAAUUAGAGGUUAUACCAAAGGAAGAAAGUGAUGAUGACAUUCCCGGGGUUUCUGAAAGUGGCAUAAUAGAAUCAAGAGCUAAGAAACCAAGUGCAUCAUACAGCAAAAGGAAAUCAAAUCAAAAUAUGUCCUCUGGAUUAAGGGCAAAAAGGAGCAGCUCUGAUGUCUCAGAUGUUGGUUCCUUGAGCAGCAACAACAGCUUUUCAUCAAGAGCUACAAGAAGCAACAAGGAUGUUGAGCUGUGGUCACCAUCAAAAAGGCAGCGUCAGGCCAGCUCUAAGCCCCGCGUGCUUUUCACUGGUUAUCAUGACCCGGCUGACCACAAAAUUGUCACGGACUUGGGAGGGAAAGUGGUGGAGACACCUCUAGACUGCACUGUGCUGGUUACUACCAAGCUCAAACGGACUUGCAAGCUGCUCUCUGCCAUUGGGAGAGGACGCACCAUAGUGAGUCCUAACUGGCUCACAAUGUCCAAAACGGCUGGCAACUUUGUAGAUCCCUGGCAGUUUCUCCUGAAAGACCCUGAAGCUGAGGAGAAGUAUGGGUUUUGUUUGGAGGCCACCAUUAGGUCUGCCUGCAAUUUCUUGCUGUUUGAAGGCCUAUCCUUGCAUGCCACACCGUCAGUGCAGCCACCCCCUUGCCAAAUGAGAGACAUCAUAGAGUGUGCUGGUGGAGACUACCUUCAUGCUGCGCCCAAGAAGUAUGAGCCACAAAUAAGAAUAAUAUCCUGCCCAGAAGACAGGAAGCUGUGGCCAGCAUUCACAUCCUUAGGAAUACCAAUUCUUGGGGUGGAGUUCAUCUUGACAGGCUUGUUGAGACAUGAACUACUUCUGGAUGAGUUUGUGUUAGAAUAAAGCAGCUGCAUUGUUACUGGUUCUAUGUGACCUUGCAUCUUUAAGUUAAUGUAAGUGUUUACUAUGUGCCUGGUGACUACUGUUAAUGCUCCAUAAUGAUGUUGCUGAUGAUUUUAUUGUUAGUUCAAGCUAGUGCUUUUUUGUCUACGUUUUAUAUCAUCAUAUAAUGAUGAUGAGUUUUGCUACAGUUCAGUAGUAAAUGUUAUCAAUGAAGAAGAUAAGGUAAAGUUGGGGUCAUAUGCUAUAGAUGGGCAUGGCCACAGUGCUCAUCUCUGUUGCAUUGGCCUGUGUUGAGUAAGAAGCUAUAACCCCAGAACACAGGGCCAGUGUGACAUCCAGGAUACCACAGUUUACCUUCCCCAGGUUUCCCCAGGCGCCCAUUUAUCGACCAGCCCAAAAGGGAGGAUGAACAGCUGGGUGAGCUGCACACCGACUGCCUGGGCCAGGAUUCAAUCCUGGGCCAUAGAUUAAUAGCUAUAGUCUGUUCAAACCAAGUCUUCCUCUGGCACCUAAGCAGCAUUUACUACACCACAUUGGCUGGCCUCCCCUCUCGGCUCUCACCCUGAUUGGCUGGCUUCCUCUCUUGGCUCUCGUGGAGGCGACAGUCACUCACACAUGCUCUUGGUGAUUAAUAUUUUGAAACUAUGUAUUUACCUUAUCUCACCCCUUAUACAAGAUAGACAAUUUUAAUUGACACCAUCAAAUGCAGCAGUGACUGUAGUCACAACUCGGUAAAAGCAAAAGUAAAGAAACAGUGAAAUGGUUACCUGGGGAAACCUGGGGAAGGUAAACUGUGGUAACCUGGAUGUUACACUGGCCCUACAUCCUAGAGUAAUGAACCAUCACCCACCACAGGCUCAAGGGCCAAUGGGACAGAUGAGCAUCUCGCAGCUAUAUUGCAUGCCUCCAAUUUUACCUUUACCUUUAGUUUUUAACCCUUUCACCCCGGGGAACGUUUAUUCACCUCCUGGUCGCUAACUUUGGCCAACCGCUCCCAUCUGGUGGACUUGUCUAUACGUCCUACUUGCUUCGCGCCACAUACGGGAGACGUGUAUAUAAGUCCUGUUUAAUUUUAGUAUGCCAUAGCAGGGAUACGUUUUCUGGGACAUGGAUGGUUUUAGAGAAAACAAUAUGGGUAACAAAAUUAUACUUUGUGAACCAGGAACAAUGGCAUAAAACUCAAAUGUAGACAAGUAAAUUCAGACUGCACCAAAUUUUUCUUCACCAACAUUGUAGUGCGAGAAUGGAAUAAGCUCCCACCUUCAGUGGUCCAGUGUAACACGAUUGACUCCUUUAAAAGCAAGCUCGACCGUCACUUCCUUGAACUUAAUAUUAACUAGAGAUGAAAUGCAACAUUUUGGAGCCAUCUAAUUAAUGUAGAAUCACUUAGGUUUAAGGACAGACCACCUAGUCUGGACCAUGGGGUCUGUGUGGUCUGAUUUUCUAUGUAAAUCUAUGUAAAUCUCUCUCCCUCUCCCUUCGUAUCGGUGAGGUGUCAAUCUUUUGACUCUCUCUCU
Messenger RNA from Eriocheir sinensis (Chinese mitten crab), 5098 nucleotides. RefSeq names its product mediator of DNA damage checkpoint protein 1-like. The coding region runs from base 546 to 3581 and encodes 1011 amino acids. The transcript is spliced from 5 exons. NCBI's taxonomy places the organism in Eukaryota, Metazoa, Arthropoda, Malacostraca, Decapoda, Varunidae. The record is from RefSeq and is a predicted model, not a curated record.